UGGAAACCAAUGAGAUUGAUGAGUGUAUUGAACCAGAUGGGCACUCAGUUAGCCAGAUUGCUAACCAAACCAAGAGUUUUCCUGUCACGUUAUAGAAAAUUGACAUAACGUGAAACUGAUUUUGACUUACCUUAGCGGAGGUAAAUUUCAGGUUGCUGUGUCACUCUGUCUGUGUUUGCCACGCUUCCACAUGCUUUAAACUGCAACAUGCCAAGAAGCACACACACACACACACACACACACACACACACACACACACACACACACACACACACACACACACACACACACACACACACACACACACACACACACACUUCUCUGCAGGGCCACACAAAAACACAAUCCAAAUGCUAUAUGCCCACAACCAACCAACACACACUGACCAGCCACAGGAAACACAUUCACAGACCUACUCUAACCCUACUCAAACACAGCUACUGUAACCUCAACACACACAUUGCCUCCCCCCUUUCCCACCUCUUUUGCUCUUCCCCUCUUCAUACCUCUUGAGCUACACAGAAUUUGUCUGCUUUUUUUAAUUUUUAAUCUGCAAUCCACAGAGAGGAACACCAUUGCUCUCCCAUUGAGCUCAUGAGCUGGUCAACUGGCAACUGGUCACAUAUCAGCAUGAUGGCAAGAGGAUAAAAUGCAUGGAAUAUAUUUUUACCACAUCAAUUUUUUGGACACAUUGAUGAAAUAAUGAUGAUUCCUUCCUCCUCCCCAAUUAUUUGCAAUUAUUUUGCUUUGAACCUGGAAGGUGCUGCAGCAGAGAUGCUCUCUGAUUAACUUUCUGCUUUUGGCUUCUUCUACAGAGUGAGUGAUCAUUAUGAAAACCAUGGACAUUACAUGUUCUGUUAGCAUAUAAUAACACAGUACAGUGUUGCUUACAUGUAGGAAAUAGUGGCAAUAAGUGUUAUACAUUGGUAUACCAACCAUUCAGAAAAAAACCUUUACCAGACUGAAAUGGGAGGAGAGGCAGAGGAAAGAGAGGCAUCUGGCCAUUCCAAAAGGAGGAAACCCAAGGAAGAAGCAGAGGAGAGUGAGAAGGAGAUGGAGGAAGAGGGCAGAAGUAUGCAGGUCCCUAUGCUUCGCUGGGUAAUGCACGGGGCAGUAAUGUUUGGACGUGAGUUCUGCUACGCAAUGGAAACAGCCCUGGUUACGCCAGUCCUGCUGCAGAUAGGUCUUCCUGAGCAAUAUUACAGUUUAACCUGGUUCCUCAGUCCCAUCCUGGGUCUCCUCUUCACACCUGUGAUUGGCUCAGCCAGUGACCGAUGUACUCUGCGAUGGGGCCGGAGAAGACCAUUCAUUCUGGCCCUUUGUGUAGGUGUGCUGCUGGGAGUAGCUCUGUUCUUAAAUGGAUCAUUAAUAGGCCUUUCUGUUGGUGAUAGUCCUAGCAGCCAGCCAAUUGGCAUCGUCCUCACUGUAGUUGGUGUGGUUGUGCUGGAUUUCUGUGCCGAUGCCUCUGAGGGACCAAUCAGAGCUUACCUUCUUGAUGUUGCUGACACUGACGAGCAAGAUAUGGCCCUGAAUAUUCAUGCUUUCUCGGCUGGGCUUGGCGGAGCAGUGGGCUACAUGCUGAGUGGUCUAGACUGGACUGGCACAGCUCUGGGACGAGCAUUUAAAUCACAGGAACAGGUCCUCUUCAUGUUUGCAGGCAUCAUCUUCAUUAUUUCUGUUACACUUCACAUGCUCAGUAUCCCUGAGCAACCUUUCGCUCCUUCCAAUCAGCUUAAAAUCACAGGAAAUGGGGAGUCUACCAGCCAGUUGUCUUUUAGGGCCGUUGGCCACACUCCACCUCUACUUGAUAUGAUUGCAGAGGAGGAUGCUUCAGCGCGAGCUCCGUCCCAAGAGGGCAACAGAUCAGAUCCUGAGCAAGGAGAAAUAGACUUCCUUGCUGUGGAGCGAGUGCGGAGUAAAAGCGAUUCAGUCUUAGCCAUGCCAGAUGCCACUAUUGAGUUGGAUUCUGACCUCGAUCCAGAUGCACAAUUUUUCCAGCCAGAGGUACACCGCUUUCUACCAGAGCGAGAAGAUGUUUUUAAGUCACCAGACCCCAGUCUUGGGUCUUCGUCUACUGCCGGUGGACCACCUGCCCUUACUGAUGGGAUGGCGGUCUUAGAGCCUACAAAUCCAGCUUGGCCUAAGCUUAGGUGUCCAACAAACGACCCUCCUCUCCUUCAGAUAAGUUCUGGCUCAGAGGACUCACAUCUGAAAACACAGGUCAAGGCUGUCAAUGGUGUCAAUGCUGGCUUGUCAACUUCCGACCACUCCAAUGACAUGAAAGGCCAUGCCUCCAGUAAGCUGCCCAGCCGGCCGUUCAAUACCUUAGUUUCAUCACGGCCACACCCCCACACCUUUUACAGACAGCCUUCCUUCACUUUCUCAUACUAUGGACGAGUGGGAUCACAACGCUAUCGACUGCGAAGGCCAAUUACCACCUCCCAAAGUUUGAAUGACCUCAGUAAACUCCAGCACUGUGGGGACAGGCGGGAGUUUCAGCUUUCAGCUAGCAGUCUGUCAUCUGAGGGCUCCGAGAGUGAGGGAGGACCAGACAAGGGUACAACUGUUCGACUGCUCUGGAUGUCCAUGUUGAAGAUGCCGAGGCAGCUGUGGAGACUGUGUGUGUGUCACCUUCUCACGUGGUUCUCCAUCAUAGCUGAAGCUGUGUUUUACACCGAUUUUAUGGGACAAGUCAUCUACCACGGAGACCCCACGGCACCAGCCAAUUCCACAGAGCUACUAAACUAUCACAGAGGAGUACAGAUGGGCUGCUGGGGACUGGUGGUCUAUGCUGCUACUGCUGCUGUCUGCUCUGCAAUCCUUCAAAAGUACCUGGAUAAUUUUGAUCUGAGCAUUAAGGUUGUCUACAUUGUUGGAACUCUGGGAUUCUCGAUAGGAACUGCUGUUAUGGCAAUCUUCCCUAAUGUUUGUAUCGCCAUGGUGAUGAUCAGUAGCAUGGGUAUCAUCUCCUUGAGUAUCUCCUACUGUCCCUAUGCAUUACUCGGGCAGUACCAUGAAAUCAAAGAGUAUAUUCACCACAGUCCAGGAAACACUAGAAGAGGUUUUGGCAUUGACUGCGCUAUCUUAUCAUGCCAGGUCUAUAUCAGCCAGAUUCUGGUUGCAUCGGCCCUCGGAGCUGUGGUGGACGCAGUUGGCAGUGUGCGUGUCAUUCCUGCAGUGGCCUCUGGGGGCGCCUUCCUUGGCUUCCUUACUGCCUGUUUCCUCGUUAUUUAUCCUGAGAUGGAGCCCACCAGCUUAGAAAAGGGCUUGGUGGGUUUACCUGGAGAUUCAGACCCAAAUGGAGGAAGGACCAGUGACCAGAGAUUGGCUCUGCUGAGCCUCACGGAUGGAGAUAGUCUGAAGAGGACAGAUAAUGACUCUGUUUCCUUAGCAUAAUUGUUUAGGUUUCUUCUCACUAAGCACAGGUCACAGCAUGCGAGGGUUAAACCAAAUGUCUGUUUCUUUAUGAAGAAGGAAUUAGGAAAACUGAACAUUAAGAACUGAGGAAUUAAGAACACUGAGUUGACUCCCAUCUACAGAUAUCUGGGUGGGUGGAUUUAAAUGGAUAAUAUAUUUUUGGAGUAGAAGACUGAUAAGUAGAAACAAUCUCAGGGGCUGCUAUGUUCGUCUUAUUACUACCUCAACCCUAAAAACCAAUGGAUGGCUAAAUGGAUGGAAGUAAGCCAUUAAAACACAAAGAGACACUGUUGAAGCUAACUGUUGAAGCUCAGACUAAGGAAACAAAUAUAAGCCUUUAUUGCAAAGACAUAAAUGGAAAGCACACAGAGCACUUUCUGUCUCACUCCUAGACAGUAUUGUCACACUGAUGCUACAUAAGUGUGAUAUGUUAAUUCACAGAAGCUGCUCCAUAUACUGCUUAAUGAACAAUCAUAGUGCUGUAAAAGUAUGUACCUCUGUAUUAGUACAAUGAAUAUGUUCAUAUUAUUCUUAAAUGGAAUACCUUGAUGUUAUAUUGUUAUUUUAUAAAUGCCAGAACGUUUCCAAACUACAGGUAAAGCCUUAUACGUUUGUAGCAGACAUAACAAUUCCUACACUUUUUUAGUCACAUUGAUGAUUUUGGUUACAUAGCAAGCUAGUGUGCUUUGAUUUGAUGACUAUUGGCUGUACUGAAGAUAACAGAAAUUCUAAAAGAAAGAAACAUUUUAUCAUAAAACCAGCAUCUAUGACAAAUGUGAUUUUGGCACUAUGGUUAAGUUUGCGGAUGCAAAGUGUUUCUCAGUGAAGGCAGAUGUUGCAUUGUAAUUACUGUAGAUAUACAAUGUAAAUGGUAGUGUAUUGUUUCUCAAGACCUCAAGUAGUGAUUGGCUUCAGUGUGAAUUAUAUUAGCAGAUGGCAUUUGUUUUGUUUUCUACAAAUUCUUUUCUUCUUUUUUUAAAAUAUACAUUCCAAAUACAGGUGACAUAGUUAGAUAGAAAUGCUCUUGACGUUAAAGGGGAUUGCAGUUUUUGUUUGUACUUUGUAUUAGAAGCAAAAUUACACUAUCCCACAUUAGUUUAGUGUGCCACGUUCAUCAUUUGAUAGCUGUGAAACUGUCCUAGUAUGGACAAAUAGGAUAAAUACCUCCCACACUGCCAGGCUUCAGUUUACAUCAGAAU
Messenger RNA from Etheostoma cragini (Arkansas darter), 4616 nucleotides. Its product is annotated as solute carrier family 45 member 4-like. NCBI's taxonomy places the organism in Eukaryota, Metazoa, Chordata, Actinopteri, Perciformes, Percidae. The transcript is spliced from 13 exons. The record is from RefSeq and is a predicted model, not a curated record. Gene Ontology annotation, molecular function: sucrose:proton symporter activity. Gene Ontology annotation, cellular component: membrane. Gene Ontology annotation, biological process: transmembrane transport. Bases 967 to 3396 code for a protein of 809 amino acids.